AUGACAUCGUUAUGGCAGCAAGUUUUUGCUUUAGAUGCUCGGAGUAAUGCUUAUAGGUUUCCCAAUGAUUCUAAUUUAAGGGCUUUAUACAUUCGUAGAAGAAGUCAGUUGUUAAAGGAAGCGUUUAAGGGUAAAAAUUUAUCGUUUAGAAAACAAUAUAUAAAAAUGAGAGCAUUUUUUUUACAACAAUACUAUGGUAUAAAUUUUGCAUUAGGCCCUGCUUAUGACCAAAUAAGCAUACGUAGCAAAAACAACAAAACUGUUAACAAGGCUAGUACUAUCAUGACAAAAAAUUUAAAUUCAAAAUAUGAAGAACCGUAUUCAUUAGUACCGACAAAAGAAGCAGAAGCAUCCAGAGCAAUAGUUGGUGGUACUUCAAUCUCAGAAAAUUAUGCAUUUGUUGGAGUUCAUCACAUAUUUGAUCAACAUAUAGCUUCUGUUGUUAUGGUGAAAUUUGCAAACAAUGAUAAAUCUCGAUUAUGUUGUGCCAGCAGUGAUGGUACAAUUUCUUUGUGCAAUGUUUCCAGUUCUCCUCCAGAAGUUGAUUUUAUACUUAGAGAACAUGAAAAAGCAGUAACUUGCUUUGACUGGUCACUUAAUAACGAUUUAGUAGUUAGUUGUUCUUUAGACUGCACUGUCAGAUUAUGGAAUUCAUAUUCGGGAAAAUGUUUGAGGGUCGUUCGAGAUGAAUCGAAUUCUGAAGUUCUUUGUUGCAUAUUUCAACCUGCAAAUAAUAACAUGAUAAUAGCAGGAAAUUCGAAAGGAGUAGUUUAUGUUUUAAAUGUAUCUGCUGGAAUUUAUCCAAAGGGAGGUUCGAACAAAGUCGGAGGAAGAAUUUUAUCAAUAGCAUGUGAUUCGAUGGGAAGCAAUGUUUGGGCAGGAAAUGAUAAAGGAAUCAUUACAUCUUUUCAAUUUGAAUCGGAAACAGGGAAACUUCACAAGAAAAAAAAAAUUAUCAUUGCCGAUAAUCGUCCUGUCACUUGCUUGUCAUGGAAAGCUUGGAUUAGUCGAGAAGCUAGAGAUCCAACACUUUUAGUAAAUUGUGCGGCAAAUGUUUUAUGCUUGUACAGGGUCGAAAACGCAGAAGGUGGUCUUAAAUUAAAAAAAAAAUUUAAUAUACGUCAUAAAUCCGAACUUUUAAGAUCGACAUUUUGUCCUAUGAUGUCAUUCAGGCAGGGUGCAUGCGUGGUUACAGGAAGCGAGGAUUCUUGCGUGUAUUUUAUCGAUAUAGAAAAAGAAGAAAAACCCAUUGUUAAUAAACUUCAGGGUCAUGCAUGUCCUGUUUUGGGUGUCAGUUUCAAUUACGAUGAAAGUUUAUUGGCAACCAGUGACGUUCAAGGAUUGGUCAUCAUUUGGAAAAGAGGAAAAUGA
Molecule: messenger RNA, 1371 nt
Organism: Pediculus humanus corporis (human body louse)
Lineage: Eukaryota; Metazoa; Arthropoda; Insecta; Psocodea; Pediculidae
Product: F-box/WD-repeat protein pof1, putative
Exons: 6
Coding region: 1-1371 (456 amino acids)
Cellular component (GO): nucleus
Molecular function (GO): protein binding; promoter-specific chromatin binding
Source: RefSeq, a predicted model, not a curated record